Messenger RNA from Arachis duranensis, 1359 nucleotides. Its product is annotated as protein SICKLE. NCBI's taxonomy places the organism in Eukaryota, Viridiplantae, Streptophyta, Magnoliopsida, Fabales, Fabaceae. The record is from RefSeq and is a predicted model, not a curated record. The coding region runs from base 379 to 1293 and encodes 304 amino acids. The transcript has 3 exons. Gene Ontology annotation, biological process: miRNA processing; mRNA splicing, via spliceosome.
ACUGGACCGAUGUAGUAGUCGGUUCCGAUUAGCCAUGUUCUAAUCUAGGGUACGCCUUUCCCCCCUCGCUCUCUCUCUUCCUCCCAAUCCCCAACCAUUUCACCCUUCUUGUUUGGUUUCUCAGUGCUCACCGCCUUACCCACCCAGCCUCUACCAUCAUCUUCUAUCUGCUUCUCGCUGCUCACCCAGCACCACCAGCGUCUGCUGUCUUCGCCGCCGCGAACUCCAUCGCGGCUUCCAUCUUCACUCGGUCCAUGAACACCCCUAACUUACACCACGAGGACCACGACUCGCCUUUUGCCUUCUUCGAUUCUGCCUGCUGCUCUUCUGCCCUGUGCUAUCCGGUUCUGCCCUAAUUUCCACCUUCUUCUAGGAUACAUGGAGGAUUCAGAGCAAAGAAAGAAAAGGUUGAAAGAAAUGCGCAUGCAGGCUGAUCAAGCUGAAGUUUCUGGUGGUGUUGAAGGUUCUGGGAUCCCAGGUCAUCUCUCAAACCCCUUGAUUGAAACUUCUUCGACUAGUCGCUCACAGGAUAGAUCAUCCGCUGCACCAAGAUUUGACUUUUAUACAGAUCCAAUGAAUGCAUUCUCUUCUAACAGAAUGAACAACCCCCGUAUGCAGUCUGCACCAGAUUAUUUUCCUCUGGCCAAUUUUGCCAGGUCUCCUGCAGUACAAGAUCCAGGAUCAACGAAUCUGUAUAUGGCUGCCUCUGCCACUCAAGCAUCACCAACACCCUAUCGAAACCCAGGUUGGAGUGAACCAAGAGGCCAUACUCAUUAUAACUUACCAUUCCGUUCAGCAAAUGGUAGUACUUAUCCUAAUCCUAGAUUCGAACCACCAGGUGGUCCAUCAUAUUUUGCUGGACAAGGCAUAAUUCCCCAUCCGAGCCAUAGUCUGAACCCUUCUCCAGGAUACAGGAAUAGUCCAACUCCCAAUCGAGGGAGAGGCAGGGGCAUUUGGCAUAACACCCAAAGCCAUGCUUCAGGACGUUGCAGGGAACAAGGACUAACUUCGCAUGGUCACUGGUCCAACAAGGACAGAGCUUCCGGCCCAGAAGAUUUUUAUAAGAGGUCCAUGGUUGAAGAUCCAUGGAAGCUUUUAAGCCCUGUAAUAUGGAGGACAACGACGAUCUCUUCAUAUACACCAGGAAGUUCAAAACCUCGGAUUUCGAACUCAGUAAGUGAUAAAAGGGAAGGACCAUCUGGCGCUGCUAUCAAAACCGGGUCUGAGCCAAGUCUUGCUGAGUACUUGGCUGCUGCUUUCAAUGAAGCUGCAGGAAAUGCAGAAAAUGUGUGAUGGCAGCUGGGAGGUUCACGAAGGUCCCGUUGUCAUAUUACUACAAUGGCAAAUGGUGUAUAGGUU